UUUUUUCUUAAUCUUGCCAUUGCUGACUGCCUUCUUCCAGGACGAAAACUCCACUUGUCGAUGGUGACGACACGUCAGCGUCCGGAGGCAUUUGCCUGGAGCCCAACAGGCAUCGACUUUAAGGGUGCGAUUGUUGGUGAUUAUGCUCACUAUUUCGACCCAAAUGCCACAAAUAAUCAAUCUCGACUCGAAUUUCUUACUAUUGAAGACAUCCUACGAAAGCCUACUGAGGAUUCUUCCUUGCAACAUAGCGUGCCCUGCGAAUAUAGGUUCAAUGAGCUCUCAUGGUCUCCGCUGAAGACUGACUCUCACCCAUCCGGUCUAAUUUUUGGAGGAACAGAAAAUGGCACAGUCGUAUUUUUUGAUGCUCAAGCUUUUGUUACUAAUAAGUCUCUUUCCGUGGUAUCCUCCAGACGUGACCAUCAGGGCCAUGUCUUGUCUGUGGAUCAUUCUGCUGACAACAGAUGGGCCAUUUCCGUUGGUGGAGCAGCACAAUUGCUACUUUGGGACUUGAACAAUCUAGCCACGCCAUUUUCUCCCGGAGUUUCAAACUUCACCGAUCAGGUGAAGAAGGUGAGAUGGAAUCGCUCCAUGGAUAACAUUUUGGUGUCGCUGUCGGCACAUCGUGGCAGUUUAUGGGAUAUGCGGAGACCUGGAGGACCUGUAUUGGAAUUCGCUGAGAUUGGCAGCGGAUGUGACUGGGCAGACAUUUGCUGGAAACCUGGCGAUUCUUCCACGAUGAUUCUGUGCAAUCAGCUGGCAGCAACACCUGGCAUUCAGAAAUGGGAUUUGCGAUAUCCUACAGCACCAGUGGGCGAGUUCUAUAUCCAUGAUCGAGGAGUGACUGCUAUGGAUUGGCAUCAAAAAGAUCCGCGUCUUGUGGUAUCCGCAGGUAACGACGGUUUCAUAAGGGUCUUCAACGCAGAAACGGGUGAAGUACAAGGAGCUGUUCAACUACAGCAACAGAAUGACAAAGUGCGACGGGUAUCAUGGUCGCAAGCACGUCCGGAUCUCGUAGCAAUACAGUACUAUCAGCAUCCCACUGAAUUCUUCUCUAUUGAAGGCGGUAGUGAGGAAUCCACAGUAGGACGGUUAGAUGUAAAUGUGGUCCCGACGUGGGUAAGCGCAGCACCUGUGGGCGCAUCGUUUUCCGCCGGAGGAAGAAUGGCUGCGCAUGGCAAGUAUUGGGACGAAGCAACUAAAACUUGGCGAUUUACUGUAGAAGUGAAAAAGCUACCAGUAGAUGAAGCAGUAUAUCAGUCUGCUAUGGAACUACAAAAUGCAUGCGAUUCCAAUACAUUGGGUUCUUACUGCGAAGACAGAGCUCAUGCCACGGAAGAUCGUAACCUGCAGACGCUAUGGACAUUCCUAGCAGCGCUGAGUAAUAAACAAGGACGUCGAGAAUUUGUGCGCAUUCUGGGCUAUGGCUCAGAAGAUGCAGUUUCGAAGCAAUCUAGAGUUUCUCAGACAUCGGUAACGUCUAACGAAGUCACUCAACUUACUAACAUCAUGUCAUCGGUGAACUGCUCUUCGCCUCGGCAGAACGGUCAUGAUGCUGAGUCGGUUUCUGACGAUUCGAAUGCUGAAAUUUUUGCCAAGCAACCGAAUCUCGAUUGGAAUCGCUUAGAUGCGAAUGCAUGGUCUUUGCUGGACAGUUUGAUUGACCAAGGCGAAGAAGUGGUUAUUGACAGCCUCCUCGACAAGAAAGAUUAUGCAACAGCGUUUAUGCUAGCAAGGGAUAGUUCGAGCUUGACCCGACAUGUGGCAGAGAGAUAUAUUAGUGAGGAACUAGCUGCACCUCAACGGUUACUGUCGCUGAUCGCCACUGACAACUUUGAUCAACUUCUGGAAACUUUCCCUCGUGAUCAGUGGACGAGAUUACUUGCACUUGUGCUAAUGCGAGCUGACCGUGCACGUCUCGUUCAUACUAUGCGCAAAAUCGCUACGCGUUGGAUCGGAGAGGGAGGCCCAGAAGCUGUCCAUGCUGCGUUGCCAGCAGUGCUUGCUAGUGAUACUGAGCUUUUGUUAUCCGCCAAUCGUGGUUAUGCCUUAGAGGAGCGGAUCAAGCAGGCCAUAGUUUUGCAAAAAGUGACGGGUACCGAAGUGGAUGCUGAAUAUGAAAAGCUUUUGCACAGCUACUGCGAAAAGCUAAUAGAUGGAGGAGUAACGGAUGCAGCUUGGAGACUGCUGAGCAAUUUUAAAACGAAUGACGAGCGUCUACUGACCCUUCGCCACGACCUUUUCGUUAUAUGUGGAGGAGAAGAACGCACAAUGAGCAAAGAACCAGCUUUUCCUCGUUCAAAGCAAACGCAAGAAAUCGCCAACGCAUUAUCUCCAAGGCGCACUCAACAAAGGAACUCUGUCUUUGCACCAUCGAAUGCCCCCGCUGCCUCAUACUAUGCGUCCUCACAACAAAGGCAGUCCGCUGCCAUGCAGCAUCCAGGAAUGCCACCGUUACCUACUGGACCUACUGGACCACAGUAUUCCAGCUCAUCCUACAGUGGCUACGCUCCCACUCCUCCACCAUCUGUUCCUGGAAUGCCACCACUUCCUGGAUAUCCACCCACAUCGAUGCAGUCUAUGUAUAGUCAAGCACCUGCAGUACCCGGGUUCAACCCAGUUCCCACACCUAUUGCUCCGCCACCGGUGGCACCAGUGGCUCCAAUGGCGCCAGCACCGCCGAUGCCACCCGCAGCCGCUCCCAGCUCUUACAGCAGUUACACGCAGUAUUCGCAAUCGGGUAUCCCUACUCAGACCAGGACCAUGACUCCACUACAAAGCUAUGCUCAUCAUUUGCAAGAGCGUCCUAUGUCUACUGUCUCAGUGGCGUCCAGUGGUGGCAAUUAUAAUGACGUUGGGAACUUCACACCCGGUUGGAACGAUCCGCCACCGUUACCGGGCAAAAAGUCGCCUAACCCAGUUGCAAAUGUCAUGGAGGUGAAUUGGAAACCUCUGGAAGCAGCGCCAGUGACUUUGCCCAAUGGACUUCCAGGUGUGCCCAGUGCGGCACCCAUGAGACCACCAUCUACAGCUCCUUCAGUUCAUCAUCAUGAACCUCAACAUAUACCACAAGUAAGUUUAUCGGCAGAAGAUCAAGCAAUAAUGAAUCGAUUCUACCAGUUGAUUGAGGCAGUUGUAUCAGUAAAUCGGACGCCGGUUGCUCUGCAUAAAGCUGAGGAAGCAAGAACCCGUCUGGCUUGCGAGUUGGCACCGAGACUAGCUAGUGGAAGGUUAACCAUGGGUACACGGCAGUUGUUAUGGCAAACUUGUGAACAAGCUUCUAGAGGGGAUUACCGAGGGGCUGUAGCCACUUGUGGGCAUAUGGUUCGAUCCGGUGGAGACUUCGUAGAGGUUUCCGCAUUUCUGCCGGCGCUAAAGUCAUUGUUUUUGCUGGCGCAAUCGACAUUUUCUAGAUGAAAUUUUUUGCUGGUCUUUGGGUGCCAAAGAAUUUAUCCACUAGAUAUUUAAUAAUCAACAAAUGUGAUAAGGAUUGUUAUAUGCAUACUAAAUGCUCUGAAUUGUUGAAAUAGUGAAGAUUUUUACUUGUUAAUUGUAUAUUGCUUUGUCUGCUUUCGAACUAUUCAUUCGUCUGUGGUUUUUUUUCUAAUCUCUAAGUCGAUCUAUAAUCGUGGGGAGUUCUACGUGUGAAAGUGUCUUGCAUCCCAAACAUAUUGCUUUCAGCCGUUUUUGUCAAUAAAUUGAUAAGUG
Molecule: messenger RNA, 3708 nt
Organism: Cylicocyclus nassatus
Lineage: Eukaryota; Metazoa; Nematoda; Chromadorea; Rhabditida; Strongylidae
Source: the annotation of a GenBank genome assembly